AACAGAACGCGCUGACGUCACCAGCUGGAGUGACGCAAUCACGCUCGCGUUCUCUGAUCAUGGCCGCCGCUGCUGCUCGAGCUCGCCCGUGAUCCGCGGACCGCUGCGAUCGGUAUGGAGGAGGACUCCGCCGACCCGUAUCUCCCGUAUGACGGCGGAGGGGACACGAUCCCCCUGCAGGAGCUCCGCGGCGGAGGGUCGAACUACGCCAUGUCUAAUGGAGGGGGCGGAGCUGGGGCCAGUAUCUCCACCCACCUGCUGGACCUGCUGGAGGAGCCCAUUCCAGGCGUGGGAACCUACGACGACUUCCACACCAUCGACUGGGUCAGAGAGAAGUGCAAAGACCGAGAGCGACACCGCAAGAUAAACAGUAAAAAGAAGGAAUCGGCAUGGGAGUUCACCAAGAGUCUGUACGACGCCUGGUCCGGGUGGCUGGUGGUCACGCUAACAGGACUAGCAUCAGGAGCGUUAGCCGGAGUGAUCGACAUCGUGGCCGACUGGUUGAACGAUCUGAAGGAGGGCGUGUGUCUCAGUGCCAUGUGGUUUAAUCACGAGCAGUGCUGCUGGGACUCCAACGAGACCACCUUCGCCGAGAGAGACAAGUGUCCUCAGUGGAAGACGUGGGCCGAACUCAUUCUGGGGCAGGCUGAGGGUCCAGGCUCCUAUAUAAUGAACUACUUCAUGUUCACGUUUUGGGCGCUGUCCUUCGCCUUCCUGGCCGUGUCUCUGGUGAAGGUGUUUGCGCCGUACGCCUGCGGCUCUGGAAUACCUGAGAUCAAAACUAUCCUGAGCGGCUUCAUCAUCCGCGGGUAUCUGGGCAAGUGGACGCUGAUGAUAAAGACCAUCACUCUGGUUCUGGCCGUGGCGUCGGGCCUCAGUCUGGGGAAGGAAGGUCCGCUGGUCCACGUGGCCUGUUGCUGCGGAAACAUCUUUUCCUACCUUUUCCCCAAAUACAGCAAAAACGAGGCCAAGAAAAGAGAGGUUUUGUCGGCGGCGUCGGCUGCUGGUGUGUCUGUGGCUUUCGGGGCUCCUAUCGGAGGAGUUCUGUUCAGUCUGGAGGAGGUGAGCUAUUAUUUCCCUCUGAAGACUUUGUGGCGCUCGUUCUUCGCGGCUCUGGUGGCGGCGUUCGUGCUGCGCUCCAUCAACCCGUUCGGAAACAGUCGUCUGGUGCUGUUUUACGUGGAGUACCACACGCCCUGGUACCUGUUCGAGCUCUUCCCCUUCAUCCUGCUGGGGGUGUUUGGAGGCCUGUGGGGAGCCUUCUUCAUCCGGGCCAACAUCGCCUGGUGCCGCCGCCGCAAGUCCACACGCUUCGGUAAGUAUCCGGUGUUGGAGGUGAUCACGGUCGCUGCCAUCACGGCUAUUGUGGCGUUCCCGAACCCGUACACGCGGCAGAACACCAGCGAGCUGAUCAAAGAGCUGUUCACGGACUGCGGGCCGCUGGAGUCGUCUCAGCUCUGCCAGUACCGCAGCCAGAUGAACGGCAGUCAGGCGUAUCCCGCGGGAUCGGACGCCGCCGCCGCCCCCGGCGUCUACUCGGCCAUGUGGCAGCUCAGCCUGGCGCUCGUCUUCAAAAUCAUAAUGACCAUCUUCACCUUCGGACUCAAGGUGCCGUCGGGUCUGUUCAUCCCCAGUAUGGCCAUCGGGGCGAUCGCGGGGCGUAUCGUGGGAAUCGCUGUGGAGCAGCUGGCGUAUUAUCAUCACGACUGGUUCCUGUUCAGAGAGUGGUGUGAGGUGGGCGCCGACUGCAUCACACCGGGACUCUAUGCCAUGGUGGGCGCCGCCGCCUGUCUGGGCGGCGUGACGCGCAUGACGGUGUCUCUGGUGGUCAUUGUGUUCGAGCUGACCGGCGGGCUGGAGUACAUCGUUCCUCUCAUGGCGGCGGUGAUGACCAGCAAAUGGGUUGGCGACGCUUUCGGGAGGGAGGGGAUCUACGAAGCCCACAUCCGUCUGAACGGAUACCCCUUCCUGGACGCCAAGGAAGAGUUCACGCACACCACGCUGGCGCGGGAAGUGAUGCGUCCGCGGCGUAAUGACCCGCCGCUGGCCGUGCUGACGCAGGACGACAUGACGCUCGCCGAGCUGCAGAACAUCAUAUCCCAAACCAGCUGCAACGGCUUCCCCGUCAUCGUCUCCAAAGAGUCGCAGAGACUGGUGGGCUUCGCGCUGCGCAGGGAUAUAACCAUCGCUAUAGAAAACGCCCGGCGUAAGCAGGAGGGAAUAAUGCUGAACUCGUGGGUGUAUUUUACCCAGCAUGCCCCGACCCUCCCGGCCGACAGCCCGCGGCCGCUGAAGCUGCGCAGCAUCCUGGACAUGAGCCCCUUCACCGUCACCGACCACACGCCCAUGGAGAUCGUGGUGGACAUCUUCCGCAAGCUCGGCCUGCGCCAGUGCCUCGUGACGCACAACGGGAUUUUAUUGGGCAUCAUCACAAAGAAGAAUAUUUUAGAACAUCUGGAAGAGCUCAAGCAGCACGUGGAGCCCUUGGCGCCUCCUUGGUAUUAUUACAAAAAAAGAUAUCCUCCGUCAUAUGGCCCAGAUGGCAAACCAAGACCCCGAGUCCAUAAUGUUCAACUAGCAUCCCCCUCUUCCCGCUACGAGGAAGAUGAGAUUGAAGAGGAGGUCCGUUUACUGGACAACUCAUCCCUCUGACCACACGCCCCUACGGUACCCUGAACCGCCCAAGUAUAUAAAAAACACUACGCCAGACGGGACCCCAUCCUCUGGAUACUUGCACAAGACUCCAAAACGAGUCUUUCGAGGCAGAGCCUGGCUGCUUGAAAAACUUUUGGGAGAAGCUUGAGUCUUGGACGCGCCAAGUGGAGGAACUUUCUCCAAAUGCUAGCACGCUAAACUAACUCUCACACGCGCAUGCAAAAACACACACGGGACCUGCUUGAUUGACCUCUUAGCCUCCUGCCUGAGAAAAUGCGUCCUAAAGAGGUGAAAGGUCAAGAUGAACCACUGGAAACAAGGCGAGACCGCCGUGACCCUCACUGUCCCACCACAUCCCGAAAUGGACUCUAUAGCUUUGUCUACUUGUAGUGUGUGUGAGAGAUACAAGAAAGACGGUGAACUAGAUCGUGUUUGAACGCGCCCCAAUAUUCCAGUCGGGAUCUGAUGCUGUGAAGCCGAAGAAACGUCGAAAAGUGUCCUGUACAUAAUGGAUACGUUGCCCGUGCAAGUGAUUUUUGCGAGCGAUCCGUGAAGAUCAAGUAUUCAGCAUUGCGAAAAGAUCAAGCAUACAAGCGUGGGUUUUGUGCUACCUAGCGAAAGGAUGUUGGGAGGAGAACAGGGUGUACAUCUUACAACAUAAUUAAUCAUCUUUAAUCUCAACACUACGACGGCCAGUCUAAACCGCAGUGGGAUUGUAGGUAACAAGCCAAACGAGUCUGUCUGGCAGGUCUCUGAGUGCCCACACUUUAUAAAGUUUUGUGCUUUUCGUUACUGGGGAUGAAAAACCAAGACGCUUUUCUUUUACAGCUGCUAUCUUGGCUAUUAUAUUUAACUGUACUAAGCAACUCCUAAUAGUUUGAAAAUCAAAAAAUGUGACUUGACCAACUUUUUUAACUUUGCAAACAAGCAUUAAUGUUCAAACUGGUGAAUGCUGGCUCCAGUGCAGUUUAAAUUUGCCAUUCUCUUGUAUGCUCACAUUUCAUCUCGCGUGAUAUAACAUCCUCAUCUGAAUAAUCAAAUAUUUGAUUGCCCUGAAAUCUUACAUUAAACAUCUCAAAUUGUUUAUCCGCAUCUGACGGCUAUCUAAGAACAGGCUCUAAAGUAUAAAUCCCACGAAGAAAUGCCCAGGUCAUAUUUCAUCCCAAAAUAAAAUAUGUAUUUUGUGUAAUGAAAAUGAAGCCCGUUUUGAACCCUAACCCAUUUUAAAUUUCAAAUGAUGCAUAUUUUACCCCCGAAUAGUUAUUUUGAGAAAUUUUAUGUGAAAAAAUAUUGUUCCCAGUACUGAACCAUCAAGCCAAAUUGUCAUGAAAACCAUGUCAAAAUGCAUGUAAAGCUUCAUUAUGCUAAAUAUUUUUUCCUUUUAAUACAAGGCUGAAAUAUGACCCAGACAUUUUUUAUGACACUAAAAAACUACAUGUAAAUACAGGCUAACAACUAAACUGUUUUUGGAGAUGCCAGAUGAUUCAGAUGUUACGUAUUGGCACUGAAAAAGCGAUGAUGAAAUGUGACUGUUAGAGAUCGUUAGAAUGGAAACUCUAGUUCAUUUGUGCUUGCUCCUGUUGGCCCCUUCAUUUUCUUUUCCUGAGAAAUACGUGGCACAGUUUUGUGUAAAUUUGACACUUGUGGUAACCAUUGCUGUAUGUUAAACUAACCUACCAGUUGCACUACCAUCUGUUUUUUCUUAAAUUUAAUUUUGAAUUACAUAUGCGCAUGGUCAUUUCUUUUCCAAAACAAGGCCGAAGUGUUGUCUUUUAACUGAUUGGUGAAAUUCUGUCCUUUUGCUUUGUUUCCAUGGUGAACCCCCCCCCCGAUUGAUUGACAGUAAUUGAGCCAUGUGGGUGGGGCUUCUGUGUUCUCAUUAGCAAUUGAUGUUCCUCUGUUAAUCAGUGAAGAAAACAAAAUGUUGUUAUAUAUUGAUCUAAUUUUUUUUUAAUUUAUACUAGUGCUAGAGUUGUACAAUAUGGAGAAUUUUAUGUAUGAUUGAUUUGAUUGUACAUUAAAAAAAACACAAAUAUGUAAAGAUUAAA
Messenger RNA from Sinocyclocheilus anshuiensis, 4703 nucleotides. RefSeq names its product chloride channel 3 (gene clcn3). NCBI's taxonomy places the organism in Eukaryota, Metazoa, Chordata, Actinopteri, Cypriniformes, Cyprinidae. Gene Ontology annotation, cellular component: early endosome; plasma membrane; Golgi apparatus. Gene Ontology annotation, biological process: chloride transport; transmembrane transport. Gene Ontology annotation, molecular function: voltage-gated chloride channel activity; chloride:proton antiporter activity. The transcript has 14 exons. The coding region runs from base 115 to 2652 and encodes 845 amino acids. The record is from RefSeq and is a predicted model, not a curated record.